Macadamia integrifolia is the source of this 1327-nucleotide messenger RNA. RefSeq names its product cell wall / vacuolar inhibitor of fructosidase 2-like. Gene Ontology annotation, biological process: negative regulation of catalytic activity. The record is from RefSeq and is a predicted model, not a curated record. NCBI's taxonomy places the organism in Eukaryota, Viridiplantae, Streptophyta, Magnoliopsida, Proteales, Proteaceae. Gene Ontology annotation, molecular function: enzyme inhibitor activity. The transcript has a single exon. Bases 483 to 1058 code for a protein of 191 amino acids.
UCAGCCUCGAUGAAUAAAAACUUUCACCUUUAUUCUAAAUAGAAUUCGAUCACAGUACAAGAGUCUGUAUUCUCUACCCAUGUGGAGAGUUACGAUAAAAUGGAAUCCCCUUGGUUACAGUUCACACAAACAACACAAUGCUCCCAAACCUUCAGAUGGAGUCGUUGAAUGGUAAUAUAGAUGCAUGGAUGGUUGGAUGGAUGAAGAAGGCCCCACCCACGUCAUUUUACGUAGAACCCCGUGACCUUUUUUUCAAACAGACAUAAAGGUGGCCCAGUAGCUAGAGCUACCCACCAAAGACCAUUGUCUGAAAGGGACCUUUUCCCUUAUCUCAUUUCUCACUCGAGGAAUACAAAAAAGUGAUAUCAGACAAAAGCUUCGGAAUUAUUCUCCCCCAAAAGAUAGAUUUCUUGUUAUAAUGAGAAGCUAAAUAGAUAUAAUUCUGUGGAUCUCAAGCCUCACCUUUAUGGGUGAAAACUGAGAUGGGUUCACUUCAUUUUCCCUUCCUUCUUCUGUACUUGAUCUCAUUCCACGUCCUCUUUGAUAGUCAAUCGCCCUCAAAGCUUGUGAAGGGGGACGCCACAUUGAUCCAACAGACCUGCAAAAGCACUAAAUACUACGACCUCUGUGUGUCUUCUCUGAGAUCCUAUCCCACAAGCCUCAAAGCCGACACCAAGGGCUUGGCAGUCAUCAUGGUCGGGAUUGGCAUGGCCAACGCCACAGACACCUACUCCUACCUGUCGUCUCAGUUGCUGUGCAGUCCCAAUGAUGCGGCCACCAAGAAAGUCCUCAAGCUGUGCUCCGACAAGUAUUCUUACGCUUAUGACGCUCUGCAGGCGUCGCUCCAGGACUUGGGUUCAGACUCCUUCGAUUAUGCGUCUAUUCGUGUCACUGCGGCCUCUGACUACCCCAACGCUUGCCACAAUGCCUUUAGACCAGUAAGGUCUCCUCCUCCUUCUAUGGCGUAUCCGGCAGAGCUUGCACGUAGGGAAGAAGCUUUGAAGCAUCUCUGUGAUGUGGCUCUAGGGAUAAUAGAUCUUCUUCUUUCACAGGAAUAAUUAAACGGUUGGCCUUACUUUAUUUCUUCUUGGCGUCAAUUAUGAUGGAUGAUAAUAUAUGGUUUGGCAUCUUCUUUUGCUUCGUCCAUAUAUGUUUGUUUCGUUACUCCUUUCUUUUUAUUAAAUUUAAAUCCUUUCUCCUACAGCCGUGUCUCUUUAUUCAUACACGAAAGGGUGCAAAUGCUAUUAAUGGUGAUUCAGAUUCGGCCUCCCCUGAACUCCAGACUAUUUCUCAAGAUAUCACUUUAUUAAUUGCUCACUUUUCAUAA